CCUCAGAGUCUUUCACAAACGUGAUGCUACACACGAACACGCAAACUUUAUAAAGGAAGAAAAGUUUGUGGUCAUUUUUGUAACAUGUUGUUUUAUCCGUCACACUUCAAAGUUGACACUCGUGGAGUUGAUUUAUGCGUUCACGGAUGAAGAUGUAGAAAGAAUGACAGCUCCUGUUUUGUACUCAGAAUCUCCAUCAUGGUCCAACAUCACCAACCAAACAAACCAGAACCAGACUUGUGACAGCAGUGAGAACUUCAAAUAUUUGGCCUACACCAUCACAUACAGCGUGGUGUUCCCCAUCGGACUCAUCAGCAAUGUCGUGGCUUUGUUUGUAUUCUUUUGUCUCACGAAUAAGAAGUCGGCCAACACAGUUUUUAUGACUAACUUGGCCAUUUCAGACAUUGGCUUUUCAUUGACGUUGCCCUUGCGUUUGGUUUAUUACUUCCGAGGCUGUCACUGGGAUUUCCCGGACUGGCUUUGUCGCUGGUGUGUCUUUUCCUUUUACGUCAAUCUUUACACCAGCGUUCUGUUUCUGACGGGACUCAGUGUGUUACGCUACAUCGCCGUGGUUCACCCCAUUAAAAACCGCACUUUGGUCACUGUACGGCGGGCCAGCGUGGCGUGUUUGGCCAUCUGGAUCUUCGUGUCCUGUUUGUCGUCACCUUUUCUCAUGACAGGUACGAUAUGGCGGCAGAAUAAAUUGCGCUGUUUCGAUCCUGGAAACGACACGUCCUGGAAUCGCAUAUUUACUCUGAACUAUGUGGGGGUUUCGUUUGGAUUCGUUAUUCCUUUCAUCACAAUAUUAGUCUGCUACAGUUGCAUUAUCCACAAACUCGCAAUGAGAGGGAAAGAUGUCAAUUUCAAGAGGAACAUCAGGCAGCGCUCGGUGUAUUUGAUCGCAGUGGUGCUCAGCACGUUCCUCGUGUGUUUUCUGCCGUAUCACGUGGUGCGAACGGUUCAUCUCCACGCGGUGGUGUCAAAGAAGCCCUGUCCGCUCGUCGAGAUGUGGCGGAAGGUUCUGGUGGUCUCUCUCUGCAUGGCGGCGUCCAACAGUUGCUUCAAUCCUCUGCUGUAUUACUUUGCAGGAGAAACCUUUCGCUCAACCCUUCGCAGAGGGUCAAACAAGGGAACGGUCAGUUCCAGCACCACCUUCAAUUUGUCUUUUCGACGUCAAUUCGCUGACACCUCGCAGAGACACCGAAGCUACAAGGCCGCCAGGCAAUGCUGUAGAGACCCCGCAGACCGCAGCGGCCGGGCCGAAAACAAGGAGAAGCAGAUUGGGUCAAGCAAUGCAAACCUUUGGAACUGCAUUACUCUGAAUGUUAGAGAAUGAGGGGGAAAGGUCAUUAGCACAUCAUCACAACAACCCUCACUGCUUAAAUCAGAUCCCAGCUCAAAUACUUCUCAAGACAGCAAAUCACAGACGAGACGGAAAUGGGAGGCUAAAUUCAGUGGAACAUUGGGUGGAAGUUUGUUUACUCUCAUCAGUCUGUUUGAUAGAAGACAGGAUGAAAAGGUCAAAUUAACUCUCACAGUGUAUUUAUAAUCCACAUUUUGAGAGUUUCUUAACACUGGCAAUUUUUCCGUGUUGUAAAUAAACAUUAUUAUAUCCCAUCAUUAUUGGCAAGCCAUGUAUUUAUUAAAUAUCUCCUCACUGUGUAAAAGCAUCAAUACAAACUCUACUAGAAUACAUUAUAUACAGUAUAUUAGAAAUGACAUGUCUUCCCUCGGUGUUGUUCUACAUUAAUGGAGUGAAAUCUGCGGUUUACUGAUGAACUAUAUUUAACAAUAAAAUAGCAUGUACAAUCAACAACUCUGUGUGUUUAAUGCUGUGUUAGUGUUGUUGUCAUCACAUUACUUCUGCUUCAUGUAUAUCACAUUGAAAGAUCAAGCGUUGUGCAGUGGAUUGUGGGAUACAUCAUCUAGUGCAUUGUACAGUCAAUACUGUAUAUUAAUACAUGUACUGUAAAAGGUCCUUUGAGUAUCGUGUUCAUUCUUCAGAAUAAGAUUCUUGAUUUCAUAGACUGCACAUGCACAAAUACUCCAUGCAAAAUCUCAGUCACACUGUAAAAAAACAGACAUUUUCUGUAAACUCGAAAAACAGCAAUAUACCGUAAAAUUAGAGGAUAUAUAUUAAAUUGUUUUCCCCAUUUUUCUUGUAAAUGUGUUUUCUUUUUCUGCAAUUUUAUCGUUUUGACUAUAUUAAAAAAAAUACAUUAAAAAUCUGUAUUUUACAUUGGAAAUCUGUAAGAAACAAAUGUAUAGUGCAAUGCAAGUCGCUUUGGAUAAAAGCAUCUGCCAAAUGUGUAAAUGUAAAUGUAUGGAGUCGGUGUUAAAUUGUGCCUUUAUUUACACUGGUUUAUUUUGAGAGCUCUUCCAAGUAAACAGGAAUAGAUCUGCGAGAUUAGGAGUCAUCUCACAUCAUAUUUUCUUUGUAGAAACAGUGGACAACCUAACCGGAGAGAAAAUAACUGAGGCACAUCUCAUCUCAAUAUUAUUGGCCACAACGCUUAUGAAAAACAAAACAAAACUUCAAUCAAGUCUGAAUAAUUCAUGGCCUGAGUUCAACAUAAUGUGGACGUGAAAACACUGUACAUCUGCUGCUGAAGUCAUUUGUUAAAGAUGCUGUUUACCCACAUAUCUUUCUCUCAUUCUGAUGUUUAGGAGUAUGAAAAACAAGAUUGCUCCAUUUUGGAAGGAACACAGGUGUUGAAAUGUUGCAGAGUUUAUGCCUAUACUUGGUGUGCAAAUGUUUGGGAUGCCAAUGAGACUCUUAGCAGGAAUGCUUUUCAUUCAGGAAUAACGUGAGAAAGUUCAGACCCCUCAGGGCCCCAAAGCGAAACCUGUUUCUGACAGUGAAGAUAAAGAUGCCUUCACUAUACUGAAUAUAAGACAGACCAAACUCACAAGAACUUCAACUGCAUUUCAUAAGAAAGCAAACAGAGGUGUUCAUAUGAGAUGCUCAACAGCUGUUGGACGCUUCAGAAGAAACUGCAUGAAAACAAAAAAACCUAACCGAAUAUAACUGGCCCAGAAAUAUCUUAAAAUAUAGCAGUGUCAUUGUUUUGUCUCGAGAUGCACACCUGUAAUGUAUUCUUCUAAGGCAUUUUUAUAAAAGCGACAUAAAAAUCUUAAUUCAACCAAGGCAUGGUCCUGGUUUAAGAUAAUCCCUGGCCAGGAAACCACCCUAUGAUGUUUACCGUUUGUUGACAGAGUUGAGAUGGCCAUUGAUGUGUGUUUACAGUAUCUGACCAUUAAAGCAUGCUGACCAGAUAUCACAGAUCCCUCAAACUGCAUCAUCAUCCAAAGCUGUUCAACAAAAUCAAAAACACGACUCCUGAAAGAUUGAAGCCUGUACAAGGUUACAAUUACUACCCGAGAUAUAUUUUUAUUCUCUGCUACUUGUUUUCAAUCUAAAAAAAUGUCUUGUAUAUUCCAGCAGAUCUUCACAUUAACGUUUGCUGUAGUUUUUGCCGCAGGUUUGCCAGUAAUUUACUGUAGAUUUGAUUACUACUUCAUUUUUCCUAUUAGUACUGUUUUAAUUUGAUUUCAACUUUAAUCAAAAUUUAAACACUUUGACUUGAGAUUCAAAAUGAGCAUGAAGCAUUUUUUUGCUUUCUAGUAAAAAUGUUUAAAACUUCUUAAAUCCCGAUACAUUUACAUAAGAAAAGUGACCAAAGAUAUUUUGUCUUGUUUUAUGAAAGAAAAUAUAAGUAGGCAAGUUUAAAACAAAAUUGUAAAUUAAAUCUACAGUAAGUUACUGGCAAACCUGCUGCAAAACUACAGCAAAGUUUUACAGUGUUUAUAGACGUCUGAAGUUUUGUCAAGUCUUUUGUGAACGGCCCAUGACGUCACAAGCUCUCUCUCUCAAGACAUGAGCACAUCAGAGACAUCUCAAACUGGUUUUUAUUACAUCUUAAAUAACAGUACAUUUUAAUAUAGUAUCUAUGUUGCAUCCAGCGUUCUGUUACACCGACAGACUGAAAUUAAAUACAAAAGGUGUCAGAUAGGGAGCGCUGAGAUCUACAGUUACUCAUGAAGAGAGAAAAUAAUGGGAAUCCGUUUGAAUUUAACUGCAAUUAAUCUUUACUGGUGGCAGCACACACAAAUACAUCACAAUUAUUGUACAUUAUCGCAGAGAAAGGAAAAAACAAUAAUAAUAAAAAAGUCACAAC
This is a messenger RNA of Triplophysa rosa, 4178 nucleotides long. It is a transcript of the gene cysltr3, whose product is annotated as cysteinyl leukotriene receptor 3. The record is from RefSeq and is a predicted model, not a curated record. The transcript has 2 exons. Lineage: Eukaryota; Metazoa; Chordata; Actinopteri; Cypriniformes; Nemacheilidae. Gene Ontology annotation, biological process: G protein-coupled receptor signaling pathway. Gene Ontology annotation, molecular function: G protein-coupled receptor activity. Gene Ontology annotation, cellular component: plasma membrane. Bases 164 to 1336 code for a protein of 390 amino acids.